AUGAACAAUGUUCCAAUGUUAAAUGGAACAAACUUUAAGGACUGGAAAGAGAACAUAUUGAUUGUUCUCGGCUGCAUGGACAUAGACUUGGCAUUAAGGAUGCCAAAAUCGAAUGCUCUCACUGCACAAAGUACUCCUGAGGAAACUGUGUACUUUGAAAAGUGGGAUCGUUCUAACAGGCUAAGUCUUAUGAUCAUGAAGCGUGGGAUUCCAGAAGUUUUUCGGGGUGCAAUAACAGAGGAUGUUACCGUUGCCGGUGAAUUUCUUUCAGAAAUUCAAACGUAUUUUGCUAAAAACGAUAAGGCUGAAACAAGCACGCUUUUAGCAAGCUUGAUGUCAAUAAAGUAUAAAGGCAAGGGUAAUGUUCGCGAGUACAUCAUGGAAAUGUCUCAUCUUGCUUCAAAACUUAAGGCACUAAAGCUUGACCUAUCUGAUGAUUUGCUCGUGCAUUUAGUUCUCAUCUCUCUUCCUGCACAAUUUAACCAAUUUAAGGUCAAUUAUAACUGCCAGAAGGAGAAACAGACUCUCAAUGAGCUCAUUUGA
This is a messenger RNA of Camellia sinensis, 543 nucleotides long. The record is from RefSeq and is a predicted model, not a curated record. NCBI's taxonomy places the organism in Eukaryota, Viridiplantae, Streptophyta, Magnoliopsida, Ericales, Theaceae.